Messenger RNA from Aspergillus fumigatus Af293, 501 nucleotides. RefSeq lists its product as uncharacterized. The record is from RefSeq and is a predicted model, not a curated record. Lineage: Eukaryota; Fungi; Ascomycota; Eurotiomycetes; Eurotiales; Aspergillaceae.
AUGGUUAUGGAGCCAUUCGGUGGUACCGGAUUGAAAACCAUCUAUCAUCAAUAUAUCAUUUGCCAGGUUACUGAUAUUACUGCCUGCUCGGUCCACUCGAAUAAUCCGGGGUUUUGCGCUGCAACCGCCAGUACCAAACUUGCGCAAAGCGCGCUUGCCGCUAUCCCUUCGCACGACAUUGUUUGGGUUGUGUGGAGCAAGCUCAUUGUCGAGCUGGUGGGAUUCGAGUUGGGGAUUGUUGAGAGACGUGACGGGCUCCUGGAGGAUCACCCAUUUCCAUGUUGUUCAGAAUCAGUCGAUAAUUUUCUACUCAAGGCUGUGCAAGCUGAAGAUCUGCGUCCCAAGCCCAAACCAGAGCCAGGGCUGACACUGUCCGUGCUCUGCACCGCUGCCACCGACUGGGUUCUCCGCAUCCCAUCUCAGGUCAUUUCAGCCAUGGACUCAUUGAUGCUCUGGAAGUCUACUCUGCACGGCAUCGAGUCUGAGUCAUCAGCCAUCUGA